Messenger RNA from Notolabrus celidotus (New Zealand spotty), 4247 nucleotides. RefSeq names its product extracellular sulfatase Sulf-2-like. Gene Ontology annotation, cellular component: cell surface; endoplasmic reticulum; plasma membrane. Lineage: Eukaryota; Metazoa; Chordata; Actinopteri; Labriformes; Labridae. The transcript is spliced from 7 exons. Bases 1 to 603 code for a protein of 200 amino acids. Gene Ontology annotation, molecular function: N-acetylglucosamine-6-sulfatase activity; glycosaminoglycan binding. The record is from RefSeq and is a predicted model, not a curated record.
AUGUUGGAUGAAUGUGUUCACUCUUCUGGACUCAAAGUUUUGAAGGGCGGGGCUCGGGACAAGAAGGCGUGGCUUAUGAAGGAGCAGAAGAGGAGGAAGAAGAUGAGGAAGAUGAUCAAGAGGAUCAGGAACAACGACACGUGCUCGAUGCCCGGACUCACCUGCUUCACUCACGACAACCAGCACUGGCACACGCCGCCCUACUGGACACUGGGUUCUUUCUGCGCCUGCACCAGCGCCAACAACAACACGUACUGGUGUCUGAGGACCAUCAACGAGUCGCACAACUUCCUGUUCUGUGAGUUUGCCACCGGAUUCCUGGAGUACUUCGACCUCAACACGGACCCUUACCAGCUGAUAAAUGCCGUCAGCUCUUUAGAUCGGACGGUCCUGAAUCAGCUCCACGUCCAGCUGAUGGAGCUCCGAGGCUGCAGAGGACACAAACAGUGUAAUCCUCGCACGCGCUCACUGGAUCAAGGAGGACGGGAUCAUACCAGCUUCGACGACUACAGGCUGUUUGAAAGGAGGAAGUGGCCGAGAGUCAAGAAACCUUCGUCGUCUCGAACCCUUAGAGGUCCGAUCUGGGACGGCUGGAAGGGCUGAGCCUCCUGACCGGUUGGAGCAGGCUCCUGACCCCACCCACAGCAGCCUGAAGGAGCAGGGGCGUGGUCGUUGAGGCGACUCCAGAAGCAUCGGUCCACAACCACGCCCCCAACCUCGCCAUCCUGCCAUCUCUGUGACAUCUCUUCCCCUGCUGCUCAGGGAGACGCUGGGACCAAACACUCUAAGCACCGACUCAACAACCACUCCUCUCUCCUCCUCCUCCUCCUCCUCCUCCUCCAUCGUGCUCCUCUAAGGAGAACGACUCUGGAUGGAGGAGGAGAGGAGGAGGAGGGACAGUGGUGAGGAAGAGGAGGAGAAGAUGGAGAGGAAGAGGAGAAAUGAUUUAGAGAAUAAACUUCACAGAUGUCAGAGAUAUAUGAUUCGGUGUCGUUCUCACCGUUCUCAUUUUUGAUUCAAUAAAAUUCCUGUUUCCGCCUGCAGGGGGCGAUGUUGAGACUAAUCUUUUACACAUGCAGUUUCUACCUUUGCUAAAAUCAAGAUGAGUUUACAAGAAGAUCUCAGACGUCAUUUUAACAUCAAUCAAAGCACAACAAUCAGAGGACCUCCCAAAUGUCCUCAGGUUGUUUGACGUCCCCUGUAGGUGAAUAUAAAAUUAAGAGAAGGUCCCCUGUUUGACAGGCAGGCAAGAACACACACACACACACACACGCAUGAUUAGCCAUCGUUCCAGAGAUGCUUUUUCACCUUAGUUUGAACUUAAAGGCAGAGCUUUUUGAAUCACAUUUAUCUGAGUAACUUCUUAUCAAGAGUUUUUUUAACUCAAUUGGAGACCUGAGGUGUGUUGAGACCAAAACAGAGUCAGAUAUUUGCACCGUAAACCUGACAUCAACUGAUUUCAUGUGGUUUAAUUUCAGUAAGUAUAUUAAAAGGAUGCUUACAAAAUCUUCAUCAAGAUGCAGAUUUGUAAAAAGCUCUUGAAGUCUUACGAGUUUGAUUUAAAGCUCCAAUGAGUAACUUUUCCUUUGGUUAUGAAACAGACUAAAAUGAAUGAUGAAGAAACAGUGAGUGAUCUGUUUGUUCAUAGAAGGUUCUGGACUAAAUCAUAGAAUAAAUAGUAGUUAUCACUUUGUCCAGAGGGGGCGCCAAAUCACCAACAAAAAUUUACUUACAGGAGCUUUAAUCUGAGAUUUUAAAGAUUACCUGGCUGACUUAUAACAAACUUUUUCUUAAUAGCGUUUAAAUAAACUUUUGAUCGUUAAGUGCAGAAAAUUCGGCAUUUUUUUGGUCCGAACACACCUUCAGCAACAAAUACUUCUUCCUGUGUCGGCCAUUUUUAGAAGGUUGCACUUACCUGCUGUGUUAUCUACAGUUAACAGAUUUACGUCAGACUCUAGGAGAAGUUAUUUUUCUAAGAGACGUUUCAUUUCAUCCAGAGAACUCUUGAUAAGAACGUUUAUUUUUGCAGUUUUUCAACUUUUUGUACUACUUUUGAACUUUUUCACUCUUUCCCUGAUCAGUGAAACAUAAGUGGAAUAACCUGCCCUUGUAUCAUCGGGCUCCAACGGCUGUAGUUUGAUCUCAUGUUUGCAGAGCGUCUCAGAGAACACAAGUCCGCUUUAGAUAACUCCCAGGUUUUAUUUUUGCACAUUGUCUUCUAAAAGAAAUUCAGAAAACCUCCAAUCUUCCUCCUCCUCCUCUUCAGGUGACCUCCCAGCGGCCAUGUUUGUUUUCCAUGCCCAUAUUUAGUCGUCUAACCGUCUGUAAAGACAUUAAAGGACCUGAUCUCCUCUUCCUGUUUUUGUUACUUGAGACGAAAGCAAAAAAAAAAAAAAAAAGCCCUCACUGUCGAACACUGUGACAUCCCCGCCGCCGCCGCCGCCGGAGCGUGAUGUCCUCCUUUUUUUAUUUUUAAUUCCUUCCACUAACUUGAGUGUCGGUUACCGUGACGACCGACGUCUUUACUGACGACAGAGCUACAGUUGUACUAACCUGGUGACUGACUACAGCUCCCAUGAUGCAACGCUGCAGCCCUGAGGAGAGUGACGAACAUUUUCAAGUUUAAAAAAAAACAAAAAAAAACAGGAAAAGAUGACACCGCUGGAGGGUCACACGUGGGAGCCAAUGAAAAAAGGACUACAAAGUGAUGUCACUGCUUGGUGAACUUUUUGCAGAAGUGUCGUGGAGUCCUGAAGUUCUGCUUUUGUGUCACGUUAUUUUUAUUUUUACAUGUUUUAACAUCAAAUAUCAUCUUUCAGUCACCUUCCUCCUGCACAGAACGUCACCUCCUUCAGGCUUUGGUUGUCUCCUCCGCUCAGCUCGACUAGCUUACCUUACAUUUUUAGAUUUGGCGUCCAUUUCUCCUUCACCCGUUCAGAAACCAUCAGAGAGAAAUGUAAAGUUUAAAUGUGGGAAACACGACUGGACUCACUCAAGAAGUGACUCUAACUUUAAAAACAUCUUUUACUACAUAAAGCAUUAAUCUCAGAAAACACCGACCCUUUUUUUUAAAUGUUUGAAAACUUGAAUAAUCCGACAUCAGACGUGUUGAAAUCAGUGUUUAAACCUCCCGUCAGAUACUCUUACACUGUUGAACCCACACACCCCUCUGUGCUUACACCAACAGCUGUUUUGUUGUUGUGUUUUUGACACUCUCGCCCACUCUGCUGCAAUUUCCUACAUUUCCCAGAAUGCCUUUCAUGUGCACACGCAGAGAAGACGUCUCAUCUACUUCUACAGACAUCACAAAGUUUCAUUUCAGACGAACAUGACUGAAGAUUCAAAGCUUCAUGUGUGUUUCAAACGUCAGGCCACAUGUGACCAAAAGAAGCUCUGUGAUUGGCUAACGGAUGAACCAAUGAGGUGACAGCUCUUAUUCCUGUGUGCCAAACUCCUGUGGGACAUUUCCUCUAAAGUCAUGCUCAUCAUAAGAGAUGUAAAGACGUCAUAACGGCACUCUGCUGUGUUUAAGAUAGUAACCGUGUAAAUUUAACCCUUUCCUGACUGUCCACUAAAAAGAGGGGAUGUUAAGAUGUGGGGGUAAACCGGGACAUGAAUCAGGUUUAACAAUAGAUCAACAAUCUGUCAUCAGCUAGCAUUCAGCACCUUACCAUCUGAAGUUAUGGAUCAGUCCAAGCUUCCAGUCUUUGAAUCUGAUGAACUCCAGACUCAACACGUCCCGCUCUCCCGCCCCGGAUGUGGUCUCACGCUGGAGGACUCACUCCAGGCUUUAACGUGGUUCCAACCUAACAGUGUAAAAGUGUUUCAGGGGGUCCCCCCCCCUCCCCCCGUCGAGUGUAGAGUUUUUAUUUUUAACCCUGAACGUAUUUGCUCUGCGGUGCUAUUUGCUGUCUAACAACUAUCUCCUGGUUGUGUUUGAAUGUAUUUGUAAAUGUUUAGGUGUGUUUUUCUAAAGACAAGAGCACUAGAAUCUAUUUGUUCUGGACCAGCUGAGACUCCUGGUUCUGAACUGGACACACACACACAUACACACACACACACAUGCACACACACACACUGAAGGACAAACUGCUGAGCACUUUGAUUGGAGGAUGGAGGGUUGAUGUAAAGCUGCGGCGUGCAGCAGAUGUUAAUACUGAUCUAACACACCUGUACAGUCAGCCACCGACCUGUGGACACAGUGAUUGGUUCUAGUUUGUGAAUAAAGUGUCAAAUGCCAAACUGUU